Ectocarpus sp. CCAP 1310/34 is the source of this 8178-nucleotide messenger RNA. The record is from the annotation of a GenBank genome assembly. NCBI's taxonomy places the organism in Eukaryota, Phaeophyceae, Ectocarpales, Ectocarpaceae.
AUGCAGGAACCGGAACCACACUCGGCCUACCCCGACCUCGCCGAUGUCGGCUUCGAGCCUGAUCUCGAGCUCGAAGGCCGGGACGACAGCGAAGAGGACUUUGACACCAACAAAGACGACAACGGCAGCGGCGGCGCCGAAGGUGCGAGCGGCAACAUAAGCGGCCGUUACGCGCCCUCGCCGCGGACAGGGGCCGGCGGCAACGGCGGCAUCGUUUUCGUCUCCCCGGCGUUCAGCCCGUCCCCCGUCCGUGGCCCGCACGGGGGAGGCAGCGGCGACGGGGAGGCGUGGCGAGAUGCCCGCGCGUGCUGCAACGAUAGCGACGACUGGGCUAUCGGAGGGGGUCUCGACGAAGGACCGGAGAUGGGCGACGACCGUGAUUGUACAGGGCGGGGGCGGGGCGGGAGUUCCGCCAGAGGCGACGGGAUCCUGACGGGCGGAGGCCGGCUUUCGCGCGGAAACGGCAGCGGCGCCAUAUGUAUCGGGGGAGGAGGCAGCAGCUGCAGCUUGGGUCAUGCCGGCUGGGUGACCACCACAGAGGAGCUGCGGGGGGACGGGGGCGGGAACUGCUUCGGAGGGGAAGACCUCGCGCUGGGAAAAUCGCUGGAGCACGAUCAUGGGUUCUUCAACCACAAAGAAGACGCCCUCUACCGGAAAGUUGAGGCGAGGAGCACUAAGAGCUCUAAGAACAAGGGCCUGGGGAGGGGCGGCAGCAGCGGGAGCUUGGCGGGAAGGGGCGGCGGGACCGGCGGUGGGGCGGGGUUGGGGGGGCGCAACGGAAGGAAGAGCGGCGGCAGCAGCUUGUUGAAGAUUAGCGAUAGCGCCAGCACUUCUAGCAGCGUGGGCGGGGGUUUUGACGGCGCGGGCGGCAAGAAAGGAAGCGGCAACAAGAUUAACAGGUCGGCUUCGGCGAGCGGGGGAAAGAAGGACACCCUGAAGGCGGGGCUUGACUUCGACGCUCUGGCAGGGAGCGCGAGAAAAAUCAAUCGCAGCCAAAGCUUGCUCUUGGUGCCCAAGCAGCCGCUGUCUCAGGCGAACAUGGCCAGCGAGAGGAAGAGUAAGACCAAGCUGCGCCGCCAGGAGGUGAAGAAGGCCAUGAAGGACAAGGAGGACCGCUGCGACGUCGAGAAGACGGCGGCAGUCGGGCUGUGGCAGACCAGCGGCGGGGAGUGGACUCUCGCUCCAGAUAAAUCCGACGAAAGCUGGGACGCGAGAGCCAGUCUUGCUAAUGGGGGCGACGGCGGGGGUCACAGCUCUUCGUGGCAAGCGCACCCGAACCGGUUGCUGCAAGCGGAGGAGGGGAUACUGGGCCGCAUCAAGAAACUGGCGAGUUGUUAUUGGUCGAGAGUUUCCUUAGGGGUGCCAAGAGGUUUUGAGCGAUUUCUCUCGUUCGCGACGAGCGUGCCUAGGCAGCAGACAGUGGUAGCCGUGGCGGCCUAUCACCCGCGAAUUCGAACCCUUCGCGACACGGGCUCUGAAGCUAACCGCCCCUUGGACAGCAUGGUCCGAAAGGCGCAGACGUCGUUGGCCAAGGCCCUUCGUAAGGGGGGAAAGCUGGUGCUGCUGCCGGGUCUGGAGCUGAGGUACCCCCAGAACGUCGCGGCCCUGCUGGACGAUGCGGCGCAGGCCUGGGAGCACGGCCUGCUGCAUCCCCGGCGCGGGGGCAACAACAUCAGCGUCGCGUCGGGGGUGAAGACACCCCUGGCAUGGACCAAGUCUUGGUCCCCGAUCCAGGUGAUGGAUCUAAGCGGGAACGACUUGGAAGGGAUCGACUCGCUCCUCAUGGUGGAGACGCUCCCCGGCGUGGCGGGGGGUGUCGUUUCGAAGGACGGGGGUGCUGGGAAUCAGUCGGAGGCGGGGGGGCGGCGGACGGCACCGGUGUACCCCCUCGCGGGGCUCCGCGAGCUCAGGCUGAACGGAAACAUGCUGCACGGUCUGCCGGGAAACAUGGCGCUCGUCCUCCCCUCUCUGGAAAAGCUCGAGCUCUCAGGGAACUGGAUCGAGGAGAUCAGGGCGCCGCGCGCGCCGCUGCCCUCGCUGAAGCACCUCGACCUCGGGUACAACAGCCUCCUCGAGCUGCCUGCAGAGGUCUGCCUGGCGAUGCCCUCCCUGGAGGUGCUGCUGCUGCCCAACAACCUGCUGGAGUGGCUCCCCCGGGAGGUGGGGGGGCUGCGGCACCUCAAGAGGCUGGACGUGGGUCGCAACCCCCUGACAUCGCCCCCCGUGGAGGUGGCGGCGAGGGGGCUGGACAGCGUGAAGCGGUACUUCCGGGACGUGGAGGGCAAGCACCGGGACGACGACGACGACGACGAUAUGGUCGCGGAAGAGGUGCAGGUGGAGGUGCCCAACCUCGUCAAGGUCAUAUUCAUCGGGCACGCAGACGCCGGCAAGUCGGAGGUCGUCAAGGGGCUGCUGUCCACCAAGCCCCACACCAACAACGACAGCAGCAUCGUUUCGACGCCUGCCAAUAGCACGCCGUCGUUAUCGGCCACCAGCACGCCCCUGCAACAGCCCCGAAGGCUCGGCGCUGCCCCUAGGACACCGCCGCCGCCGCCGCCGCCGCCCGACGAUGACGACGAGGGCUGGCAGGUGGUAGGCACGGGUCGGCAGCGUUCCCUCCCGGCGUCAAACCCGCCGCCGAACCGGCCCCAGCAUGGACGUUCCGAACCGCCGCCGCACGGCGUUGGCACUCCGGCCUCUGGCCGGGUGAGGGGGUCGGGGACGAAGACAGCGACCGCCCGGAGCGGGGGGGGCGGUGGAGCGGCGGCCGGUGGGACGACGGGGAGGGGAGGGGAGUCGUCGGCGUCGAGGGAGAGGAGGAAGGUGAGAGGCGGCAGCUUUGUGUUGGCUCAAAAGUCGCUCCUGACUCCUGAUUCUCCGGAACAAGUCGCAAUGGACAUCCAAACGGUCACGUACACCCCAACCUCUGGCCACCGAGGCCGGAAACAUUUGGGGGGCGGCGGGGUGGGGGUCGUUCGGCCUGAAGAGGGCGGUAAGGAUAACAGCGACAACGCCGCGGGAGUUGCAACGCCCAAACUGUCGGGAUACGGUGGUGACGGUGGCGGUGAUGGAGACACGAGAAAUAUCACCCUCAAGCUGUGGGACUUUGGCGGCACGGAGGACUUCCACGCCGUGCACGGUCUCUUUUUCUCCGGGCGCGCCCUGUACACUGUGGUGUUCGACCUGCGGCACGUCAACAGAGACGAGAUAGACGAGAGGGUGCAGUUCUGGGUCGACUGUGUCCAGACCAGAGUUCCCGGGUCGCUCAUUCUUCUAGUCGGGACACACGCGGACUGCAUGAGUCCGGCGGAGGCAAAGGCCGAAAUCGACAAGGUUCGGGAGCAGCUCGAGGAGAACGAGAGACGGAUAGUGAGCGGCCUAGAGGCGGCGGAAGACAGCCACGCCGCGGCCGGCCUGAGUCACUUGAGGAACCGGCCCAAGAUCGUUCCGAAAAUGUUCGCCGUCAGCUGCAGGCAUCACCAGGGUUUCAGAGAAUUCCGCGAGCAAGUCCUCAACCUCGCCGGGGACGCGAAGCGUUUCCCCCCCUCCCGGCUACCACCCACUUGGUGGAAAGCCGACCGACUCGUCAAGCAGCGGCGGGAAGAGGGCCACCACAUCAUCAGCGUCGGAGACCUCGUCGUCGGCCUUAGGGACGGCGUUGGUGGAGAGGUUCCGGCGGCCCCCGCCGGGGACGGUCAGAGCUGGGAAGACUCGCGGAACGCGGUUGUUUCGACGCUGGAGUGGCUGAACGACACGUCCGAGGUGGUGUACUUCAACAAGCCGGGCCUCGACGAAUUCGUCAUUCUUCACCCGAGACACCUCAUGAGCGCCAUAAAACAAGUCGUCAGGCGGGACCUGAAAGAGGAGCUCAGUACCCUGGUCCGUCACCACCAGGAGAAGCAGCAGCAGCAGAGACGGCAGCGGCUGUUGGAUACGCCGACGAUGCCGACGCUGCUUCCGCAGACGUCGCCCCCGUGCCCGUCGGACUACCCUCCGCUCGCGCCGUCCUCGACUCCCUCUUCCCGAAGAGCCAGUGGACAGGGUCAACGAGCUGCGGCGCCGGGGGCUCCGCGGUCGCAAGCAUCCAAGGGGGAGCCCCCGUCCCUCGAGGCCGCCCCUGCGGCGGCAGCGGCGGCGGCGGCGGCGUCGACUUCGGCGGUCGCGCCGGCCGGGUCUGAGAACGCCAGGAAAACGGCUAAGAAAAACGCCUCUUCCCCUAAGCCGGGUGGCGAGUCGGCGGGACAAUCCCGCCGAAGCUCGCCAAGAUUCAACCACACAAGCGGUAGAGGCAGCGGGCGCGGGAGCAGCGCGCCCCACCAGAUCGCUGGAGCGUGGGGUCGGGGCGCUGGGCGAGGAGGAAACGUCCCCGUGGUCGGGAGUUCUCCCGCAUCCGCAUCCGCCGCCACCGCCGGCCCCAACGGUGACGGAGGUAGUUGGGCCGCGGCGGUGGGGUACCUGUCGGUGGCCCCGGCUCCGGCGAGGCAGGCAGGGGACGUUUCGAAUCCGUCCCCUGUUACGACGCCGCCGCCUGCUGCUGCUGCUGCCUCCAGUGCCAAUGACAACGACGGCAAGAGGCCGUCUUACCUGGAAACGCUCUCUAAGGGCGCCGCGGUCGACUCCGGCGGUGGCGCCAACAGCAACACCGCGAGAAGAACGUCAUCGGGGGGCAGCAGCCCGGCACCGGUGCCCGAAGCGGUCUUGACCUACCGGGACGAGCAGAGGCUCGACGACGGUUUCGUGAGCAGGGCGGCUAUUGACGCUCUGCUGGAGCCGCUCGCCGAGUUCAACUGCAACCGACUGGAGCGGGAGUUUCUCAUCAGGCUCUUUCAGGAGUCGUGCGUGCUCGUCAAGGCCACGGACGGCCCCCCCUCGAGGCCCGAGACGGGGAAAGGCGCGGCCAAGGUCAAGGGGCCGCCGCGGGGCGUCGUGCGGUCGCAGUCCAUGGGACCAACAGGUUCGAAGAAGAGCGCCUCCGCUGCCGCGAGCAGGGAGCAGGAGGUGGAGUACUUCAUCCCCUGCCUGCUGCCGACCCGACCAAUCGAGUGGACCGCCUCCUGGGUGGCCAACGUUCACUGCGGUAGGCGAUGGCACUUCCAACGGUUCGUGCCCCCUUCCCUCAUGAGCGCGCUCAUCUCGAGGUUCUACGGCAUGGGUAAGAGGGGCUCUGCCAGCCUUUCCAGGCGGAGCAUCUACAUCAAGGUUCCCAUCAGGGGGAACAGUGGCGGCAACGGCGGCACGACCAGGAGGCGAGGAGAGGCGGAGGUUUUCCUAAAGCUGCACCGAGGCGGCCAGCACAACGCCUUACUCUCCAUGCAAAGCCCACGCCUGGAGCUGCUGGCGCAGGCCGAGUCGCAUCGGCGUGAGGGGCUGAUGCGAGGCCUGGAGGGUUUGGUGAAGGAGGUGGACAAGACGCUCGACGAGUUCCCCGGACUGCUCUUUGAACGAAGGGUACCCUGUCCCGCGUGUAUGGAAAAGAAGCCCGGGGACCCCGCGGCAUGGGGAGGACUCCCUCUCGAGAUGGUGGAAGACAAAAGGUCAUGCCCGGGAGACCUGCCCAUGUGCAAGUACAAGUGCCGGUUGCAAGACCUUCAGAAGCGACUCAUGUUCGUCGGGGAGUUGCACCCUGAAGGCGACGAGGCCGAUGGCGGAGCCCUCAGCUACCACCACCGCCGCCACGGCAGCGUGUGGGUCUCGCCACUGCCGGAGCUGGGAGUUCCCGGCGUAGUUGAUGGGGCCGGGGCGAGGAUAGGGGACAGGGACGGCGGGCCUUACCGAGGAUUCGGGGUGCCCAGAGUGGAGACCCUGUUCCCCGCGGUGUGCCCGAUCGCGAUCUACGACUGCGUGACUCAGCGAACGAGGGCUCACGCAACCGCCUUCAUCGUCAAGUCCGAGAAGGGGUACCUCCUUUCCGCCGCCCACACGUUCCUCAAGUUCAAAUUCGAAGAGAACGAUGGUGGUGGAGAAGAUGGUGAUGAAGGGAGGAACGCCCCUCGUCGAGGAAGGUGGUGCUACCACGAUGGGGUCACCCACGAGAACUGCAUUGUUCUGGUCGGGACGUUCCAGUCGCCGAGCACGACGCGGUGGGAGUUCGUUGCGGAGGCCUUGCAGCACUCCGAGCUGGUUCGGUCGAAGCUCUACUACGACAUCGGCUGGAACAAGGACCACCCUGUACUGCUCAGGAUCAAGCGCCGGUUCAGCCCGAUCCCUACCAAGGUGGUGGAUCAUCUCGUGUUUAAGGAUGUGACCAGAGACUGGAGGGCGCGAGCGCCGGGCGGGGAUGUCGUGAAUAGCACACAGGACCAGCGAUUGCGGGACCAUUCGUGGGGCUUGACUGCACUCAAGCUCGGAGAUUCGAGGCAAGUACACAACAGGCCGAAGGGCGACGUGGAGUACCUGACCAUCUACCCGGAGGCCCUCCUGGAGGUGCUCAAGGAGGAAGACAACGACGUGUGCAUGACCAUGACCGUGUUCCCGCAGGAACUGCUCACCCUCGUGGCCUUCCCGGAGCACACCGCGCCCUACUUCUCCUCCAUCUCCGUCACGCAUGGCCCGGUUGCGCGAAACAUGGUCGGUCAAGACGUGAUCGAGGUCCUGCUUUCCAAUCAUCCCGGUGCUAGCGGAGGCCCCGUGGUCGACAAACGGGGAGAGGUGGUCGGCAUCCUCAGCCAAGGGAAUCAGUUCGGCGCGUACGUGAUGGGGAUCUCGACCGCCAAGACCAUCUUGAACGCUUCCACGCCGGACCUGGAAACCAUCUUCACGGACUACCCUUUGAUGCAGCGGUGCAAAGCGCAACACGCUGCCGACGUUGUCCACGCGGCCGCCCUCCGUGCCGCGGCGAACGCCGCCGCUUCAGAUAGGAGCGCUGUUGCUGUUGCCAACGGUGGGGGGGACGUAAAAAGGAGAAGUUGAUUAAUGUGUUUUGGGUUACUUGUUUUUCGUGAGUUGUUUUCCGCUUUUUCGAGGUGAAGUGAGGCGCCGGUGGUAAUGCCUGAGAGCAAGCAAUUGGUGUACCACCGGUCCUGUCAGCACUAUCACAACGAACGAGAACUUUCGUUGUGCGGGCGAGUUGGUGUGUAUUUGAGGUCAGGGGAGAGGCGGGGGGUGGGGAUGAGGGGGCUACUUAGGGCUCAAGUUCACGUGAGGAGGUACGCCUGAAUCGGGGUUUGUUGGUACCACCUGAGAAGAAACUGUUGUUGUCGUUGUUAUUGUUGCUGUUCUCGUCGUCGCAAAUGUUUAUGUUCUGUUCACAGUGAACCAUGACCCGGUUGUGCCUGUUACCAAGCACUUGUUGAAUCCGUUUUCCGUGGUAGUGUGCCAUUCCGGCCGGUCGCAACCGAAAUUUCCAAGAAAUUUCCACGGGGUAUCCCAAAUACUUGGAGGAUGACACACAACACAAGAGGAAGUCCUCUGCCACCCACUGGACUGAAAGAACUUGGACCCGAACCGAUGGAGGUUGCAAUGGAUCCACCUCCAGUUGUACAGGGCUUCGCCUUUUUCACCACCUUUGAGUAAAUAUAGCUGCGACUUCUGCUACCGCUGGCAGGUGUUGCAUUUGAAGCACCGCGUAUAAGUCCUCUUUUUUUAAUGUGCAAACCCAGGUGGAGCGUCGUCGUGACUCUAGGCAAACCGUCGUUCUUGCCUGCAAAGUUUUCAACAGGAGGCGUUCGUAUAUUUGUUUUUCGGGACGAGGGGAUCCUGGAGCCCAGUUAUGAUACUUGUUUUUUUCCUGACUCAGUUUUUUGGAAUAGCAUUUGCCUCUCUAUAGGCGGUGGUAAUGAGGUGGCCGUUUGUUUGUUACCCUUAGCUGGGGUAACGUCGGAUUAGAUUUGAAGAACAAGGCGUGCAGGCUUGGCGGGGCCAGUGUUUUGCGGCAUCAUGGAUACCACGUGCUUCUAGCAGCUGCUCUCUUCAGGCAGCUCCGAGUAGUAUUCUACUCUCCUUCACGAGCAAGUACGGCAGAGGCUAUUGUCUCUUGUCUAUCGUCUGGCUGACUGGAGAUAUGACGAGUGACGCUCAAGACAGAUAUGAAUACAGGUCCAAAGUGGUUUGGGUACAGGGAAACUUUUAGGUGUUAUUUCACUGGAUGGACUGGAAAAGAGACAAGACUUAGCGAGGGAGAGGAAGACUUAGAGGGAGACAGAGAGAAGAAAAGGGCGGGGGGUGUACUCAAAGUCGUGC